Egretta garzetta (little egret) is the source of this 2743-nucleotide messenger RNA. RefSeq names its product zinc finger CCHC-type containing 7 (gene ZCCHC7). NCBI's taxonomy places the organism in Eukaryota, Metazoa, Chordata, Aves, Pelecaniformes, Ardeidae. The record is from RefSeq and is a predicted model, not a curated record. The coding region runs from base 194 to 1921 and encodes 575 amino acids. Gene Ontology annotation, molecular function: zinc ion binding; nucleic acid binding. The transcript has 10 exons.
UUAUUUUGCAGGGUUUGGGUGUGGAAGAGAGAUUCCGGUGAUCUCCUGAAGUGGCCUGCCAUACAUGCGGAGCAAGAGGAAGAGCCCUUCGUCAUUCCAGUCGUGCGUGGAACCGAGAAGAGGAGGAGGAGCUGUUGUUUGACCAGAGCUUCUGGGGAGGACAGAUCAAAAUCCAGACUAUUCGCUUUCCAGAAUGUUUGUCGGCUACGAAGACGCCGAGGACACUGAAGCGUAUGAAGAUGAACUUUACCAUGAGGAGUCAUCCAGUGAGCAGAGUGUUGAUAGUGAGGUGGAAUUUCAUCUCUACAGCCAGAUCCACUAUUCCCAAAAUCUUGAAGAAAUCAGCACGCUGGAAAUGGAUGAAGACGGUGAUGUUGCAGGAGUCGCGGGUCAUAGUUCAAUCCUAACUGAGAAAUGGUAUGAAGACAAGAAAAUCACUGAAUUCAUUGAUCAUGGUGCUCAGUUUUCAGGUGACCCUGAGAUCAUCGUCUUGUCUGAUACACCAGAUGAAGACAGUGUUUACAAAAGCAAAGUAAAGAAGUCAACAAGCUCUUUAGCUCAAGGUAAAGCACGUAUCCAUCCAGGAUUUUCCACACCAAAUCAUGCCGAAGCUGCUGGGUGUAAUACCCUGUAUCCUGCUGGAUCAGGCACAGGCAUUUCAAGGCAAAGGAAAAGCACCAGUGGGAAGCUUAACCCAGUCAGUUCUGCUGGAGCUCACGCCAUCCAAGACGUGUUGGUAAUCGAUGACAGCUCGGAGGAGGAGAGCUUGAUAUCUGAAAGUGAUAAUGUCGAGAGUUGGAUGCUUUUGGGAGCUGGUGCAGAUGACAGAGAUGAAGAUAUAAUGUUGAACCUUGAAGGCUGCGCGACUCCCGUCAGCGAAGGAGAAGUGGAUGUGGACUGGUCCAUCUGUAACAAAGACUUAGAGGCACAGAUCUCCAACUACGCAAGGGCAAGGCACACCAGUGCGCGGUACUACACAGCCGAUAAAAACGUUACCUGCAGGAAUUGCGACAGACCGGGUCAUCUGUCCAAGAACUGCCCCACCCCGAAGAAAGUUCCCCCUUGCUGCCUGUGUGCAGGAAGAGGUCAUCUACAGAACAGUUGCCCAGCGCGUUUUUGUUUGAACUGCUAUUUGCCUGGCCACUAUUUCAAGGAAUGCCUUGAGAGAGCCUACUGGAAUAAGCACUGCAAUCGCUGUGAUAUGAAGGGGCAUUAUGCCGAUGCUUGCCCAGAAAUAUGGAGGCAGUAUCACCUAACAACAAAGCCAGGACCAAUCAAGGCGGCCGGCUCUCACUCCGAGCGCUCUGCUCUGGUGUACUGCUACAACUGCUCCCGGAAAGGACAUUUUGGAUACGAGUGCUCAGAAAAGCGGAUGCACGGGAGCAUGUUCCCUACUUCUCCAUUCAUCUACUACUACGAUGACGAAUACGAUAUCAAGAAAAGAGCAAACAGGUUAAAAAGAAAGGUUGCAGAACUACACGAAGCCGGCCUUCUGCCCGAACAGCCAGAAACACCGUGGCAGGAAGAAAAACACGGGGGGCACAGCCAUAAGAAGAAGAGCAAGCCCUGGAAAGAGCACGGGAGGCAGAACAAAGAUGGGGAGAGUCACAAAAAGAUGAAGAUGUCCCGGGCAGAGAAACAGAGGGAAGAGAAACACAGAAGCGGUGUUGAAAUUGGCUACAAGGUGGAGGAGGACUUCCCUCGAGGGUGCAAAAGGCAGGCGUCUAAGGGCAGCAAAGUCCGCCACAAGUCUGUCUUCCAGAUGCUCUCGGGCAGCAAGGUUGCUUAUGCGCAGGAGCCUCUGGAAGGGGCUAAAAGGAGGAAGAAAUGGAAGAAGCAGAAAGACGCCAGCCCUGACAUCAGUGAGAAUUUAUUCCUCAUAAAGCAGAGGAGGAAGAAGUCCAAGCAGAAAUCCUGGUGAUGAGGACGUAGAUAGGUAGCACAAGCAUCUCCUGGCUCCGGCUCUGCCCUUUGUUUGUUUCUGUCCCUCUCGUAGCACACUGAAUCUGGGUCCGUCCCUGAGCGCAUGCGGGCAGGCCCAGGCGCCGGUCACACAUCUAUCGGCCGUCUCCGUCCCCACGGGGAGCGCGCUCUCUGUCGCGAACUUGGUGCCGGUGCCUGGCAUGGCUGUACUUCCCAGCUGGCCCAGAAUGGGCUGCAAGUUUAUUUUCCUUGCUUGGGGGGGGGAGCGGGGGGAGAAGGGGCCAUGCUGGGUUCGGUGGGUUUUGCUUCUUCACCAGUGAGAUGUUGCUCUGCCUGUUGGAGCAGGGUCUGCUGCUGGGGAGCACGACGCCUUUGGAGCUGACGCUGGAGAGACUCUCACGUUAGGAGGAGCUGGGCUGGAGGCCAGGGACGUGGAUGUAAAGCGUGUUCCCCGCAGCCGCUCAACCCGCUCCAGAGUGCAGCCGGGCACUGCUCCACUUCUGUCCCUCCUGGAAGGGGCUGCGAAGCUGCUGCCUCGCACUUUGGGACGUGACAGUCUCCCACCUUGCGCUCCAGCGUGGUGCUGUGGAUCCAUCACCCCCGGUGCCACGGCUUUCGACGCCGAGCACGGGCAAGCCCUGUGCCAGCCUGUUCCCUGUCUUUGCCAGUCGGCGUGGCAGGAGAAAGCAGCUGAGAAACGGAACAGAGUUUACGUCUUGCGUUAAGUAUGUCCUUGUUCCCCUUGAUGUGGAAGUUGUUUCUGGAGAAGAGAGAGCAGAGUAUGAAAAAUGUAUCUGAUUCCAGACAUACUGUGCUAAAU